This is a messenger RNA of Acanthamoeba castellanii str. Neff, 756 nucleotides long. Its product is annotated as Acetylcholinesterase. The record is from RefSeq and is a predicted model, not a curated record. The coding region runs from base 1 to 756 and encodes 251 amino acids. Lineage: Eukaryota; Discosea; Longamoebia; Acanthamoebidae. The transcript has 2 exons.
AUGCCUCGCGCCGCUGGUGCUGCCCUAUUCCUCUUCAUCUCCUUCGGCGUGCUCUUUGCAGUCGGCUUCGGCGCGACGCACGACAUCGUCGUGAGAACUUCGGAGGGCUUCAUCGGAGGAGCCAAGACCUCGCGGGGCUUCGAGUUCCGUGCGGUGCCCUUCGCCGCGCCGCCCGUCGGCGAGCUCCGGUUCGCGCCGCCCCAGGAGGUGGAGCCCUGGGAGGGCGUGCUCAACUCGAGCCGCAUCCCCUUGGCCUGCCCCCAGCCCAGGACCGACAAUGGACCCACGGGCGAGGACUGCCUCUAUGCGAGCAUUUACCUGCCGCACUCCUUCGAGCACGACAAGAGGCCCAGGCGCGACGUGGCCAUGGGCGACCGCGGCCACAAGCGCGCCUACCUCUACCACUGGACCUACGAGGCCGACUGGUUCCCCAACCACUACGGCGCCUGGCACAACGAGGACGUCGUCUACCUCACCCAGCAGGGCUGCGUCCUCAACGCCCCCACGCCCUACUGCAACUUCUUCACCCCGCAGACCACCCCUGCCAGUAUGCCCCUCGUUUCCAAGCUCCAGGGCUUCUGGUCCGCCUUCGCUGCCAAGGGCAAGCCCGAUGUGCGCGGCUGGGACGCCUACACCCACGUUGUGGGCAGGAAGGGUAAGGCCCACUACCUCUCCAUCGAAAGCCCCACCUCCUUCCAGGUCAAAAGCUCGCCCAUCCAGGUCAGCCAGUGCGCCUUCCUCAACACAAGGGUGUAA